This is a messenger RNA of Mesocricetus auratus (golden hamster), 3779 nucleotides long. It is a transcript of the gene Sim2, whose product is annotated as SIM bHLH transcription factor 2. The record is from RefSeq and is a predicted model, not a curated record. Gene Ontology annotation, molecular function: protein dimerization activity; RNA polymerase II transcription regulatory region sequence-specific DNA binding; DNA-binding transcription factor activity, RNA polymerase II-specific. The transcript is spliced from 11 exons. Lineage: Eukaryota; Metazoa; Chordata; Mammalia; Rodentia; Cricetidae. Gene Ontology annotation, biological process: regulation of transcription by RNA polymerase II. Bases 637 to 2673 code for a protein of 678 amino acids. Gene Ontology annotation, cellular component: cytoplasm; transcription regulator complex; nucleus.
ACGUGGACCGCGGAGCAGCUGCGCCCCGGACACAGAUCGCGGGCUCUGGACGCCCGGGCUCCAGGCACCCGGAACCGCCGGGGAGGGCAGGAGAGCGCACCGAGCCCAGGAUUGAUUGUGUCCCCGGUCGCCGCCACCUCGCUCGCUCGCUCGCUCGGCUCCGCUCCCGCCUCAUGGCUCCGCUGCUGCGGCCGCCGCCGCCGAUGCCGCCCUUGCGUUCCGAGGGCCUUCGCCGCAGCGGGUGCAAGCCUUCCUUUAAGGACUAAAUAGGGCCGCCGCCAGCUCACCCGCACACCACAUCCCCGGGAAGGUCCAGGCCCGAGAGGCUGGAGGAGAGAAGGAAGAGCGAGCAGAAAGCAGACUCAGGUCCACACGGGACAGUCGGUCCAUCCCCCAGCCUCGGGCGGAGAGCGGAGCUGCACAGCUGGUUUGCCGCAGACUCAGGGCUGGCGACUGUGCAGAAGCCCUCGCGCUGGUGCUCCAGGCCGGCCCCUCGCACCUGCGGGAGCCCGACACCCUUGGACUCACCUGACACCUGGGCAUCCCCAUCCCCACCGCGGCUGCCGCAGCCCGAACCGGACUCCGCGGGCAGGCCUGGAGCGCGGCGAGGUCUAAUAUGCCCAGAGCCGAGGCGCCAUGAAGGAGAAGUCCAAAAAUGCGGCCAAAACCAGGAGGGAGAAGGAAAAUGGCGAGUUCUAUGAGCUGGCCAAGCUGCUCCCGCUGCCAUCGGCCAUCACCUCGCAGCUGGACAAAGCGUCCAUCAUCCGACUCACCACCAGCUACCUGAAGAUGCGCGCAGUCUUCCCGGAAGGUCUAGGAGACGCGUGGGGACAGCCGAGCAGAACAGGACCCCUGGACAGUGUGGCCAAAGAGCUGGGAUCCCAUUUGCUGCAGACUCUGGAUGGCUUCGUUUUCGUGGUGGCCUCUGACGGCAAAAUCAUGUAUAUAUCUGAGACCGCUUCUGUCCAUUUAGGCUUGUCCCAGGUGGAGCUCACAGGCAACAGUAUUUACGAGUACAUUCAUCCUUCCGACCACGAUGAGAUGACGGCAGUGCUUACAGCCCACCCACCCCUCCACCACCACCUGCUCCAAGGUUCGUCCUCCACAGCACAGGAGACCAGAGUGAAGCAAGAGUACGAGAUAGAGAGGUCUUUCUUUCUUCGGAUGAAAUGCGUCUUGGCAAAAAGAAACGCGGGCCUGACGUGCAGCGGCUACAAGGUCAUCCAUUGCAGUGGCUACUUGAAGAUCAGGCAGUAUAUGCUGGACAUGUCCCUCUGCGACUCCUGCUACCAGAUCGUGGGGCUGGUGGCCGUGGGCCAGUCCCUGCCGCCCAGUGCCAUCACGGAGAUCAAGCUGCACAGUAACAUGUUCAUGUUCAGGGCCAGCCUCGACCUGAAGCUCAUAUUCCUGGAUUCCAGGGUGACAGAGCUUACGGGUUAUGAGCCGCAAGACCUGAUAGAGAAGACUCUGUACCAUCACGUUCACGGCUGUGACACCUUCCAUCUCCGCUAUGCUCACCACCUCCUGCUGGUGAAGGGCCAGGUCACCACCAAAUACUACCGGCUGCUGUCCAAGCUGGGCGGCUGGGUUUGGGUGCAGAGCUACGCCACCGUGGUGCACAACAGCCGCUCCUCCCGGCCCCACUGCGUCGUGAGCGUCAAUUAUGUCCUCACGGAUAUAGAAUACAAGGAGCUUCAGUUGUCUCUGGACCAGGCGUCUACUUCUAAGUCUCAGGACUCCUGGAGAGCCACCUUGUCUACCUCACAAGAAACAAGGAAAUCAGCUAAACCCAAAAAUAUAAAGAUGAAGACAAAGCUGAGAACCAACCCUUACCCCCCACAGCAAUACAACUCGUUCCAAAUGGACAAGCUGGAGUGCAGCCAGGCGGGAAACUGGAGAACCAGUCCCCCCACAAACGCUCCGGCUCCCCCGGAACAGCAGCUCCAUUCAGAAGGCGGCGGCGGGGACCUUUUAUACGGGCCACCCUACGGCCUCCCCUUCUCCUACCAUUAUGGACACUUCCCUUUGGACUCUCACGUCUUCGGCAGCAAGAAGCCAGCACUGCCCGCCAAGUUCGGGCAGCCCCAAGGAUCCCCGUGUGAGGUGGCACGCUUUUUCCUGAGCACGCUGCCAGCCAGCAGCGAAUGCCAAUGGCAUUAUGCCAACCCCCUAGUGCCCAGCAGCCCAUCGCCAGCUAAAAACCUUUCUGAGCCUCCUGUAAAUGCUGCCCGGCAUGGACUCGUGCCAAACUAUGAAGCGCCCGCCGCCGCCGCUGCGCGCAGGUUCGCCGAGGACCCCGCGCCCCCAAGCUUCCCGAGCUGCGGCCACUACCGCGAGGAGCCGGCGCUGGGCCCCGCCAAGGCGGCGCGCCAGGUGUCCCGGGACGGAGCCCGGCUGGCGCUGGCCCGUGCGCCCCCCGAGUGCUGCGCGCCCCCCGCUCCCGAGCCGCAGGCGCCGGCGCAGCUGCCCUUCGUGCUGCUCAACUACCACCGCGUGCUGGCGCGCCGCGGGCCGCUCGGGGGCGCUGCGCCCGGCCUGGCCUGCGGCCCCGGAGCCCCCGAGGCGGUCGGCCCUCUGCGGCCGCGACACCCGGGCCCCGUCGCCGCCUCUGCGCCCGGCGCGCCCCGGCCGCACUACCUGGGUGCCUCGGUCAUCAUCACCAAUGGCAGGUGACCCGCCAGGGCCGGUCCCGCUCCGCAGGGCGGCCCACAGGGAGAAGCCAUAGGCCAGGCCUUCUCUGGUUCCUUUACUUCUUUUCUUUUUUUCAAGGUCCAGCAGAUGGGGCGAACUGUAUAUGCACGAUAUAAAUUAAUUUAUACAGAGACAACUAUUUUAAUAGAACUCCACUGCCGCCUUUUAGAUUUUUUUUAACCGGUGUAGAGGAUUGGGACCCAGUUGGAGGAUGGGGAGAAGGGACAGCCGCCAAGGGCCGGUUUUCAGAGGGCCCAGAGUCCAGAUGCCAACCUGUGACCUCAAACUAGCCAGUUCCCAGGGCUCUUGGUUUCCUCGCCCUGGGGAGUCAGUCUGCAAUGGGAAUUCAAGGCAUUGCGUGCAGCUUGGCGGAAGGGUGCCACCUUAAGGGGACCCCUCCCACCCCCAUCCCACAGGAGUCCUUUCAGAGUCCUUUUGGACACUUCACACAAAACGUUCUCCUUGUAAGUCCCACGAGCAGACAAGAGUUUCUGCUGUCUUCGAACUCACGCAUCUCAUUUUUAAGUUUAAUCCUUUUAAAGAUACACACACACACACAAAAGGAAAAACCCCAGCCUGCCGAGGCUUAGGAGGCAGGCGUGCCAGCCUGUCGAGUGAGGCGUGGACACCCGUGUGCUUCAGAAGCGCACGACAAGCUCGCUCCUUCCCGAGCCCGUAGGAACUCUUGGUUAACACCCACAAAUCGCACCUUCAAAAAUAUAUGGAGUAAGCAUUAAAUGCAAAAAGAUACAUAUAGUCAGACAUCCUGGAAUGGCCCUGACAAGCUUAAUUCCCUGGCAAUAUCCCUGCAGCCCUCACGGAUCUGUUAGUCCUACGCUUGUGUUUGCUGCAAGUAGGUACUACUUAAAGCUAGUUAUAUUGCAUGUGCAAUACAGAGACCUGAACGGACUGCACCUUGUGGAAAAAAAAAACACGCUUAGGGGAUGUAAUGAAAACGGUGUAUACAUUUAAGCAUUUUCUACAUAGCACCGAGAGCUUCGUACAAACAUGUCGUGUGUAACAGGUGAAUGGAGACCCUUUUUAUAAACCCACCAGCAGUGUUUAAAAAUAAACUUGCAUUACUUUCA